Colossoma macropomum (tambaqui) is the source of this 798-nucleotide messenger RNA. RefSeq names its product claudin-like protein ZF-A89. The record is from RefSeq and is a predicted model, not a curated record. Gene Ontology annotation, cellular component: bicellular tight junction; plasma membrane. Gene Ontology annotation, molecular function: structural molecule activity. The transcript has a single exon. NCBI's taxonomy places the organism in Eukaryota, Metazoa, Chordata, Actinopteri, Characiformes, Serrasalmidae. The coding region runs from base 39 to 674 and encodes 211 amino acids. Gene Ontology annotation, biological process: bicellular tight junction assembly; cell adhesion.
UCCACAUCAGUACCAACAUCCACUACCAGAGAGUCGUGAUGGCGGGUUCAGGGUUGCAGGUUCUUGGACUAGCUCUCGCGCUGAUCGGAUGGAUCUGCGACAUCACGACGUGCGCGCUGCCCAUGUGGAAGGUGACCGCGUUCAUCGGGCAGAACAUCGUGACCGCGCAGACCUUCUGGGAGGGCCUGUGGAUGAACUGCGUGCUGCAGAGCACGGGGCAGGCGCAGUGCAAGGUCUACGACUCCAUGCUGGCGCUCCCCCGGGACCUCCAGGCCGCUCGCGCGCUUGUCAUUAUUUCCAUCCUGCUCGCGCUUGUCGGGCUCGCGCUCGCGGUGGUCGGCGGCGACUGCACGAACUGCGUGGAAGACGACUCGGCCAAAGCGAAGGUGUCGGUGACGGCCGGUGUGUGCCUCGUGGUGGCGGGCGUGCUAUGCCUCAUCCCGGUGUCCUGGUCGGCCAACUCGGUCAUCACGGACUUCUACAACCCGCAGGUGGCGGACGCGCAGAGGCGCGAGCUGGGGGCGUCUCUUUUCAUCGGCUGGGGUGCCGCCGCCCUGCUGCUCCUCGGGGGCGCGCUGCUCUGCUGCCGCUGCCCCAAGGCUGAGUACCGCGGGUACUCUGCCAAAUACACUGCGCCCAGGUCAGCCGCCAACAGCACUGGAGCUUAUGUGUAGGCCUGAACCCCUCAGCCUGGAUUGGAACUGACUCUCCUCCAGGGUGCUGUAGGAAGAGACUUGAUUGACUAAUGUAUUUUAAAUUAUUUUACCUAAUAAAUUAUGCUGUCUUGCAUUGUCCUUA